AUGAGUUUUUCUCCAGACCUGAAACAGCGAUGCAUUAAAGCAAUGGAUAAUCUCAUGUCUCAUCCUAUCGCUUCUAUCUUCGCAAAGCCUGUAAAUCCAGAAGAAGACGGGUGUGAGAAUUAUUACGAGAUAGUUAAACAUCCUACAGAUCUGUCUAAGAUUCGUGAGAACUUAAUUAAUGAUAAAUACUCAAACGUUCAGUCUUGGAUCAAUGAAAUGCGAUAUAUUUGGUCAAAUGCAGAAAAAGUUAACCAAAAGGGUGGAGUCGUUCUGCUCCUUGCUGCCGAACUCAAAAAGAACUUUAAAAAAGAAUUAAAAUACGUAAAAUGCUAUAAACUACGAAAAUGGACAAAAUUAGCUGCCUCAUUAAAGGAUAAACUCGACGAUUUACUGGAUCAGCCCCCUGACCAACUUUCUGCCUACGCCGUCAUUACAGAACAAGUUUCAGAUUCCGAACCAAAUGAUUUUGACGAUAUUGAUCUCUGUAACUUAAUAUCAGCUACAACAUUCCUUACGGCAAACCAGGAUGCAAAGCGAAUAUCAGCAAUCAUUAAACGCCACAAUCCUGAGGCUGCCCCCACAAAUAACAACUACAGCGUUGAUAUUCAUGCAUUAUCUUCAUCAGCGCUAACAGAACUCAAAGAAUAUGCUGAAAAACGCCUUGGUGAAAUGAAGAUUCCUUAUCCUCAUGACGCAAUUAAGUAUGAUUGA
Molecule: messenger RNA, 711 nt
Organism: Trichomonas vaginalis G3
Lineage: Eukaryota; Parabasalia; Trichomonadida; Trichomonadidae
Product: acetylation-dependent protein binding
Exons: 1
Coding region: 1-711 (236 amino acids)
Molecular function (GO): protein binding
Source: RefSeq, a predicted model, not a curated record